ACCCGGGAGGAGGUGGUGGUGGGAGGUCUCUGGCAGCGUUGGCAAUGGCGCCCCCUCCUCCUCCCCACUACUGCUGCUGCUGCUGCUGCUGUUGGCUGGUGUUGCUGCUGCAGCAGACGACGCGGCAGUGUCAGUGGCAACGUACGGUGGCAGGUGACACAGUGGCAUGGUGCAUCAAGUGAUCUAUGCGCUGCGUGGGUGGAUCGCGUUCGUGGCCUUCAUAGACCUCGGGAUGGCUGUGCAGUGCUUCCUUGAUGCUGACUCCUUCCUUGGAUCUCAACUCUACACAGCAGGAGACAUCGCUGAGCAUGUGAACCCGGCUAUUCUCCCCUCCGGGGGAUCACAGGAUAUGAUGCACUCAUCUGCUCACUGUGCACUCUGCAUACACCAUAAGCCGAUCCUAAGCAUGGCGGUGUGUAGCUGUGUUCUGACCAUCGCAGCCAACGGUACAGAGACCCUGUGGUACCGCACUGCGCCUAUCAACUUCUACACGCUGUUCCCCGUUGCUAUAGCAGCGGUGACCAUCGUGGGACUGUGCAUAGCGCCAACCUUCCUGAAGAGCCCGGAGGUGGAGGCUGAGGAGGAGACACACCUGCUGAAGUUGGGCCUCCCGCGCAGAAAGUGUUGGAACAAGAAACGUACUUGAUGUUCUCGACUCGCCAAGUUAGGAGGCUUGGUCAGAUAGCACUGCUCCAUCAUCCAGCUGCACCCUCACCCCUUCUUCUACCACCAGUUUUGGUUACACAUUUUCCUGAUCCGUUCGUGUGUUCAACAUUUUUUUGUGACAAACGGGAAUUAUUCUGUUAUUUGCAUUCGUCAACGCUGUUAACAUAUUACUUCCUCAGAUUAAACCUUUAAACGAGUCUAACCUAAUUUAACAAUUAGCAAUUUAACUGUUUUUAAAUGUUUAAAAAUAAAACACAAAGGAACUAACAUGUUAUUAACCUAGACUGAAUAAAAACUAGGUUAGCACAGCAGUUCUUAUGAGUGCUAGACUGAGACGAACCUAGUUAGCACAGCAGUUAUUGAGGGUUAGUCUAAGAUCAAGCUAGGUUAGAAUAGCAGUGAUUGUACCGAGCUAGAUUUUGUAUUGUUAAAAAAAUGGAGUUUGCAUAGCUUUGUUGAGAGAUUUACAGAGUCAAAAUGAGUAGUGACUAUUUUGAUAUAUGCUGGUGAGGAGCGACAUGAACGUGUGUGAGCUACGAGAAGUGUCAACAUGUGAUGGUUCCGCUGUGAUGCUGUAUCAUGCUGUAUCAUGCUGUAUUGUCUUUAUUAACAUGUUUGUACUGCAUUAACAGCAAGUUCAACUUUUACACGUUGUUAACAAUAUAACCAUGCCACAUUAUAUAAUAUAACCAUGCUAUAUUACAUAAUACACCAAGGCCACCUCCACUAGCCUCCUACAUUAUAAACUAGCAAAAACAAUAUAUGUGACGGCUCCAUGUUCAAGCACUUACUGAAUAUUUGUUGGUUUAGUACGGGUUUAGCAGUUUUAUGUGCAUUCUGCAGGAUGCUGCUAAUAGCAGUGCACUAAAAUAUAUCUAGCAUAAUGGGCAUCACCAGUGUAUGCUAAUGGUAUACGCACAAUUGACCUCUCAUAUUCAGUAUACAUAUGUGGUGUGUUUACCUCAACCAACACACGGAAUUAUAUUUAGUUUAGAAUUUUUAAGUAAUUAGAAACGGCAGAAAAUAUUUGUAAUUGUAAAUAAGGAGUUGAAAUGUAAGUGUAAACAGUUGUGAGUUGUUUAUAAAUAUUUAAGCACAUUUUGUAAAUAUAAAGUUUUAAAAUUUGUUUAUAGUUACAACAAAGUUAUACUGUAAACCGGGGGUACGAGUGGGGUUAGAACCCAUGGCAAGUGAGACGUAAAACUCCAGGCCAGUGCGUGAACCACUGGGCCAGGUGACUACAAUAAGAUUCAUUGAGGUAAGAUAUAUUUAUACACCAUAAGGAGGUUAGCACUGGUCUGGGGUUCUAACCCCACCUGUGCCGUGGUUUACAAUCAUGUUACUACGAUUACGUGAGUUACACUGUAUAUCACUUGUUAUAGGAAAUAUAUAUGCAACUUUGUGAGAUUUUGACUGAUCAAGGAAAAUGAUUGAGUUGAGAAAUUCGACUUACAAUGUGUGUGAGAUAUCUGGUGGAAACUGUACAGUAGCAGUAU
Messenger RNA from Cherax quadricarinatus, 2162 nucleotides. RefSeq names its product ergosterol biosynthetic protein 28 homolog. NCBI's taxonomy places the organism in Eukaryota, Metazoa, Arthropoda, Malacostraca, Decapoda, Parastacidae. Gene Ontology annotation, cellular component: endoplasmic reticulum; membrane. Gene Ontology annotation, molecular function: protein-macromolecule adaptor activity. The record is from RefSeq and is a predicted model, not a curated record.